AUGCCAAAAUUAGAGCCCCUGUGGGCCACUAUCGUGACAAGCUACAGGCCCUCAACCAUAGAAUUCACAGGCACCCUGCUAAUCCAAAUCCUCACCUUCUGGCUCCCCUCGCUAAUCUACCUGGCCCUGCCCACCCUCUUCCCCAACUGGUCAAGCCGCCACAAAAUCCAACCGGCCCCAAAACAGCCCACGAAGAAAGAAAUCCACUACUGCCUCAAGAUAGUCCUCCGCAACCAGCUCCUCACCACAACCCUGCACCUCCUCCAACUCAAGCUGCUCAACAACAACUCCUCUUCUUACACCCUCACGCCCACCUUCCCCACCCUCCCCAUCCUGGCCCGCGACUUCCUCCUCAGCCUCCUCGCCCGCGAAGCCCUCUUCUACUACGCCCACCGCUUCCUCCACCGGCCCUUCUUCUACGUCCGCAUCCACAAGCAGCACCACAAGUUCACCGCCCCCAUCGCCCUCGCCGCCCAGUUCGCCCACCCCAUCGAACAGAUCUUCGCCAACGCCCUGCCCAUCUCCCUGCCGCCGCAGCUGCUGCGCAGCCAUAUAUUAACCUUUUGGGUCUUCCUGGGGUAUGAGCUGUUUGUCACCGCGACGGUGCAUAGCGGGUUUGAUUUCUUUGGGGGCAAGGCUAAAAUGCAUGAUCUGCACCAUGAGAAGUUCAACUUGAAUUACGGGAGUUUGGGGUUGUUGGAUUGGGUGCAUGGCACUGAUCGGUUGGAGAAGAGGAGGGAUUGA
Aspergillus bombycis is the source of this 744-nucleotide messenger RNA. Its product is annotated as sterol desaturase family protein. The record is from RefSeq and is a predicted model, not a curated record. NCBI's taxonomy places the organism in Eukaryota, Fungi, Ascomycota, Eurotiomycetes, Eurotiales, Aspergillaceae. Gene Ontology annotation, biological process: ergosterol biosynthetic process. Gene Ontology annotation, molecular function: iron ion binding; C-4 methylsterol oxidase activity. The coding region runs from base 1 to 744 and encodes 247 amino acids. The transcript has a single exon.